Molecule: messenger RNA, 828 nt
Organism: Dovyalis caffra
Lineage: Eukaryota; Viridiplantae; Streptophyta; Magnoliopsida; Malpighiales; Salicaceae
Source: the annotation of a GenBank genome assembly
AUGGCAGAAGGAGAGGGGAAUGGAAGGGGAAGUAGAUGGUCUCUCAAAGGAAUGACUGCUCUUGUCACUGGCGGAACACGAGGCAUAGGGCUUGCAAUAGUAGAAGAACUAGUAGCCUUUGGAGCUGCGGUCCACACUUGUUCUCGUAACGAGACACAGCUUGAUAAAUGCUUAAGAGAGUGGGAAAGCAAAGGUUUAAGAGUGACCGGAUCAGUAUGUGAUGUCUCAUGCCAAGCCCAAAGAGAGAAACUAAUUGAGAAAGUCUCAUCUACCUUUCAAGGAAAACUCGAUAUCUUUGUGAACAACGCCGCAGCAGUGGUAACCAAGGAUAGCACAAAAGUCACAGCAGAGGAUAUGGCAAGUACAUUGUGCACAAAUGUUGAGGCCUCUUAUCAUCUUUGUCAACUUGCACACCCUCUUUUAAAAGCAUCAGGAAAUGGAAGCAUUGUAUUUAUUUCAUCUGUUGCCGGAGUAGUAGCGUUACCUUCACUUUCCCUCUAUGGAGCAUCUAAAGGAGCGCUUAAUCAGAUUACCAAGGGCUUAGCAUGUGAGUGGGCAAAGGACAAAAUUCGUGCUAAUGCAGUGGCACCAUGGACCAUCAAAACUCCGCUUUUGGAUGCUAGUCUUGCUAGAGCUGGAAGUGAACAGCGAGCUGGUAUGAAUCGGCUACUCUCUCAAACUCCCAUCAGCCGCUUCGGAGAGCCUCAUGAGAUUUCAUCACUAGUGGCAUUUCUGUGCCUCCCUACUGCCUCAUACAUCACAGGCCAGAUUAUUUCGGUUGAUGGAGGAUAUACUGUCAAUGGUGGAUAUACUACUACUGGUUUUUAA